Messenger RNA from Chara braunii, 3794 nucleotides. Lineage: Eukaryota; Viridiplantae; Streptophyta; Charophyceae; Charales; Characeae. The record is from the annotation of a GenBank genome assembly.
GAAGUUGUGGAGGCCAUCACAUCCACCUCGGGGUCUUCUGGUGGGACGAUUGAAACUGAAGUUAUUACUAAGAGUACGGAGGGACUACAUAUCAUGGAGAAAGAAAGCGAGGUGAAAAUACACGGGUGGGUAACAACCCCCCGCCGACUACACCCAAUAAGAGAACCUCAUGACGAACGAAGAUGAAACCGCUGAAACUAACUGAGAGGCUGCGUCCACGUCACGUACCGUUGAAGAGCAGACCAGUGAGGCUGCCUCGCAGGGCUAUGACAGCGAUCAAGCCUAGGAUGAAGGAUAACACCAUCAAAAGGAUGCAUUUCCUAGAAGCCACAAGACGGGAUCUUAUCCCGAUCCACCAUUAUGAUAUCCGAGCGAUUUAUGCUAAGAAAGGAAAUCCCUACAAAACCAAGCUACAAGCGAUUUUUGAUUUAGCUGAUCACCGAGUUGAGGUCAAAUAUGGACCUCAGUCGGCGGGUUUUGGAGUCAUCGACUUGGUGCCUGAAGCAAGUGACGAGUCACCCGACGACGAAGAAACAGAGCAACGUCGGGAUCGCAUCGCUAUGGAGGUGAGCGAUUACAACUUCAGCAGUUGGCCGCGACAUAGAGUGUUGGGUCACUGCGCGGGAAGAAGUGGGGCCGCGCGUGGCUCGUGCGGGCGGCGGAGCGUUGUCUCGCUCGCCGUCGCGCGGGGUCAUCUCCGCGUGCUUGCGGGGCAUGUUCCUGGCUGCAGCCCUAGGGUUGCCUCCCCUCUGCAAUCUUAUUGGCUUAGGGUAAGGCAAGGUGGGGGGAGGGGAGAGCGGUGGCAAGAGGAGGAGGCGGCGGACAGACCCAAGGAAGAAAAGAAUGAUGAUGAUGAUGUAUCUUCUACGCAAGGGGAAUCGUCGCCGUCCGACGUGUCGGCCGCACACUCCUGCUGUCACUCACACUCACAGUCAUCGCCGUCUCGUGUGCGACUGCUGUCGUCGUGGUCGCCCGGGUGGAGGAGAGCGCGUCGUGGCGCUUGUGCUGGGAUGACCGCCGGGGAUUGCACUUGUUACCGGGGGGGAGCCAAGGCCGAGCAGGGCCGCGUUAAAGCCAAAUGGAAAGGCAGGCUGGGGGGUUCUUGGGAGGAGGAGGAGGAGGGGUCUUGGAUGAUGAUCGUGGUCCCAGCUAUGCUCGACGAAGACUUGGUUUAUGUGUCGGACUCCGUUCAGGGAGAAGGAGGAGUUAAUCUUCUUCUUCAGCAAGCAACGAACGUUCACGAACAAGUCCUGUCUAUCAUAGGAGCGUCCACCAUGGCCCCAUUGUAUAGUGCUCAGAUUCAAGGAAAUAGGACUAUGUAUUGGGUGGCUAGUACGGGGUUACAGGUAAAUGAGAGGGCAGAAAGAGAGACGGGCAUUGGUGGUGUUUGUGGCGAUGCUGUCAUCGUACAAAAGCCGAACGCGAGCAAGCUGCAGGUGGCAAGCCCGAACGCGGGCAAGCUCCAGGUUCACAAUGGUGUCCAGGUUCACAAUGGUGUUUUGGGAGAGGAGGAACGAGUGGAUGACCUUGAGAAGAGUCGAAGUCGAAGGCACAGUGAGAACGAGCAGGGCUUGGCACAUGGAUACGUCGGGGAACAAGAUGAUCUCAGUGGCAUCGCGCUCAGAAAAGAAGCGCCCGUUGAUCUUCUGCCGAACUGUGUGCUGCAGUUGGUCUUCUCCCAUUUGGCAUUCACAGACGUAUGCAAUGCUGCUGGCACUUGCAAGACCUGGCGUGCAUGCAUAGGAGAUGCGCAAGAACUUCUCCUUUCACUCAACAUUCGGCGGCGUGGUGGGUAUGAGCUGCCAACCCCUCUCCUUGUGGGGAUUGCUAGAAAAAACCGCAGUCGAAUCUCAGCAGUGCCCAAGCUCGCUGCACACCCUCCUAUCCCAUUUGUGCUGGUCCGUGCUGCAGCGGCCGGGAACCUUAAGGCCAUUGUGCUUUUUGCUGAAGAGAUGGAGGCUUAUGGCCUGCAAAGCGAGGCCCUGGAGUGGAGGAAAAAGGCAGCCAAGAAAGCUCAUCAGGAGAGCCAGUAUAAAGUUGGGGAGGCCUUCUACAGAGGGGAAGGAGGGUGUGCACGUGAUGGGGAGGAAGCCCUGCUGUGGCUGCUACGAGCGGUUCGUAAUCCCAGUCAGCAAGAUCACCUCAGUGCUGCAGCUGCUCUUUUGCUUGGCUACAUGCAUCUUGAUGGAGAGGGAGUGCCUCAGAACAACACCGAAGCUGUGCGAUGGUUCCGACUAAGUGCAGAGUUGGGCAGCAGAGAAGCAGAGAAGGCGUUGGGAUGGCUGUGGAACACUGGACAAUACUGAGGGCAUAACUCACACUCGGACUUUUUCCACUUCUCUGUGGACGUAGUUGCGUGUAAAUACGCGACGGGAUUCGUCCCAAUCUAUCAGACUGUCUCUUAAGCACUGGAACCUGUUCUCUGGCUUGCUCCGUAUUGCAUCGACGGGAUGGGAAUCGACCGGAACUAAAAUUUCAUUUUUCUUUUUGUAAAUUCGUUUGUAGUUUGUUUUUUUUGCAGUUUGUCACAGUUAUAUUCUUGUUUACACUGAUUGGUUGUCACUCUGUUAGCUUUUUUUUAAAUGUAAAUUAUGGUCGUGAAGGGGGGGGGGGGGGGGUUGGGGGUUGGGGGUUGGUAUCGACCUUCAUUUGUUGUAGCAAAUGAGAUUCUUUGGCAUUGUGGCCUGACCCGAUUGGUAGGAAGGGUAGUAAAAUACGGUACGGGACGCUGGGCCCGGUUCCCAGCAUUGGAUAGAUUGGCAGAGUACCAAACAAUAGAGAAUAGUAUGACUAGGGGCCGCUGGGCCCGGUUUCCAGCACAAGAUAGGUUGACAGGGGACCAAAGAAAAGAGAAUAGCAUAGACUAGGGGACGCUGGGCCGGCGGUUCUUUUGUGGAACAAAAAAAGGAAACGGAAAAAGUGGGACGCUGGGCCCGGUUCCCAGCACAAGAUAUAGGUUGAUGAACCUAUUGGUAGGCGUGGUAAACAAGAUAGGGCCCGGGAUGCUGGACCCGGUUCUCACCGUUGGAUAUCACAGAAUUCAGAGCAGUACAAGUAGGGGACGCUGGGCCUGGUUCCCGGGACAGGAUAGGUUGAUGGACCGAUUGGUAGGGAUGGUAAUCAGGAUACGGGAUGCUGUCCCCGACGGGCCCGACUCCCGGCAAAGGAUAGGUGGGAAAGAGUAUCACCUCCGGUUCCUAAUAGUAUAAGUAGGGGACGCUGGGCCCGGUUCCCAGCACAAGAUAGGUUGAUGGACCGAUUGGUAGGGAUGGUAACCAGGAUACGGAAAUGCUGGGCCUGACGGGCCCGACUCCCGGCAAAGGAUAGGUGGGACAGAGUAUCACCUCCGGUUCAGAACAGUAUAAUUAGGGGACGCUGGGCCCGUUUCCCAGCACAAGAUAGGUUGACGGACCGAUUGGUAGGGAUGGUAACCAGGAUACGGGAUGCUGGGCCCGAUGGGCCCGAUGGGCCUGACGACUCCCGGCAUUGGAUACGUGGACAGAGUACCACAGAGUUCAGAGUAGUAUAAGUAGGGGACGCUGGGCCCGGUUCCCAGCACAAGAUAGGAUGAUGGAGAGCAGUAGAAUAGGAAAAAUACGAAGAGGUCUUUGUGUGCUUGGUUUUUCGAGACUUGGUGACCGGGUUUGGGGCUUGGCCGGGUUUGGGGCUUGGCCGAUGAGCCUGGCACGUACCAUUGGUCCCAACAAACUGUUUAUUUAAGGGAAGCUGGGCCCGUUUUUUUCCCAGCCUUGUAUAUAAGAUUUGAUUAAAACAAACAAAACAAACAGACAAAC